Messenger RNA from Photinus pyralis (common eastern firefly), 2935 nucleotides. RefSeq names its product atrial natriuretic peptide-converting enzyme. Gene Ontology annotation, molecular function: serine-type endopeptidase activity; protein binding. Bases 499 to 2850 code for a protein of 783 amino acids. Lineage: Eukaryota; Metazoa; Arthropoda; Insecta; Coleoptera; Lampyridae. The transcript is spliced from 10 exons. The record is from RefSeq and is a predicted model, not a curated record. Gene Ontology annotation, biological process: proteolysis.
CUGACCUGAAGUGCAGUUGCAGUAAGUAGGUAAGUAUUGCCGGAGUGGGAUAUUGUUACGUUUAGCGAAUUGAUGUCGCGAAACUAGAGGUCUAAAGACGCCGAAGACCGGUGAAAGACUUCAUUUACGUUUCAAAGGUGCUCGUUAUAGUGUCAAUUAUAUUGUUAUGAAGUGCGCGGGAUACUUUACAUUACACAUUUAAAAAGAGAAAGUUUGCCGAAGCGAAGCAAAACGGUAUCUGUACCAAAGUGAAAACCGUGGGUACUUUUUAUCUGUGAAAUGAUGUGAGAAUUUCAAAAUUAAUCGUCGUGAAAAUUAUGUGCUCGCGGUUUCGAAAUUAAGUGUAGUUGCAAGGCACGUCGCGUUAAAAACUGCUAAGUGACCUUUUGCGGUAACCUGGGGACAGUUAUGCGCAUGAAGCAACGUGAUGAAAUUUUAACGCGGUUUAGUGUGAUGUGAUUUACUAAUUUAGUAUUUGUUUUUAUUAAGCCAUUCAUAAUGACUAUUACAAUGGAACACAAGAACAAUAGGAAAUCUUCAUGGGAUUCGAAGAUGUCAAUCAGCACGGUCAACUCAACAACUCGUCAUUACAAAAGAUCUCCAAGCUCCAUUCUAUCUUCAGACUCGGACAUACGCUUCACCAGGAAUAAAUUAAGCUCACAGUAUAAAUGCGGAUGCUGUAUAAUCGCGUGCUUUCUAGGAUUACUCUUACUGGCCUCGGCCUCCGUUUACGUGGGGUACACAUUUUUCGCAUCGGAUCCACCGGAAGAGCAGAUCUACAGGGCGACGUUUAAAAUAAUCGACGGCGAUGUUUACUCGCCGGAAUUGGCGGAUCCUUCAACGGACAGCUUUAAAAUACGAUCGCGUGAUUACAAAGAGAGAUUAAAUCUACUAUUUAGAAGGAGCUCAAUUACACACGGUUUCGCCGGAACAGAAGUAUUGGCAUUAGACGGGACGGAGGGAAAGGAUUUGGUGGUCCAUUUUAAUAUUCACGUGGAUCCAAGUUACGUUUCGGUCGUGGCGAAGGAUUUGGAGGAAAUAUUGCACACUGAAAUCAAAUCGCCUUCUGCGUUUUUCCGUAAUUUAACCAUAGACUCUUCCACUGUCGAAGUUAAGGAGAGCCACGUUUUCCUUUUACCUACAACAUCUACCACGACAACAAGGUAUUUACCACAAGCGAUUACACAAAAACCCUUACCACCAAGAGUCUGUUCUUCUAUGGAAGUAUCCUACUGUUCCAACUUGAUGUACAAUGUAACAACGUACCCUAAUUUACUCGGGCAUAAGAACCACAAGGAUGUAACAGAAGAUAUGAUCGCAUUUAGAGAGUUGGUGGACGCGGAAUGUUACAGAAACGCGUACGAGUUUGUGUGCCAAGUUCUGCAACCCUCGUGUAACGAUGGCGAAAAGGAAGCGGAAAUGGUUUUACCUUGCAGAAGCUUUUGUCGCGAUUUUAUGUCGGGUUGUGGUAGUCGACUUCUUCCUAGGCUGAGGGACCUGCUCGCGUGCAACAAAUUUCCAGAGUUUGGCGAAAAAGCUUCGUGUACAACGAAACCAGAUUGUGUUAAAGAGUUGCAAUCUCGUGCACUUUCUCCACGAGUUUGCGACGGCGUCGUGGACUGUCAGGAUUUAUCCGACGAGAAAUCGUGCACCUACUGCCCUAAUGGUCACAUUCACUGCGGAAUCGGAUCGGUUUGCAUACCUCCAACGAAAAGGUGUGAUGGAAGAAUUGAUUGUCCUGACGGAAGCGACGAACGUGCUUGUCUUAACGUGGCCCCGAGUGUUUCAAAUGUAACGUUAACGCCGGUCGUGAGUCCACACCUUCUGCGCUAUUAUUCGAGCGGUUUUGUGAUAUUUAACGAAAAGGGCGAAGUUGGAAAGUUAUGCACUGAAAAUUUGAACUUAACGCUAUCGGUCAAUGAGACAACUGAAAUUCUGUAUACCGUUGCGACGUCUUUGUGCAAAACACUUUCGUACAAAAAGGUUACAUCGUUACAAGUCGAAAAGGAUGAAGAAAUCAAUAUUUCUUAUGUCGAAAUGAAAAAUCCUCUGCAAUCGGAAAUUGCAUUUGUACGGACACCUUGUAAGACGAGACAGGUCUUGAAAGUAAACUGCGCCGAGUUAGAAUGCGGAGUUCAAAGGACGCACCCGCCACAUUUACAACUAAGCCUAGGUAAAAUGGCCAAUCACGGCGAUUGGCCUUGGCACGUCGCCUUAUUUAAAGACGAAGUCCACAUGUGCGACGCGACUCUAUUGUCAUCCUCCUGGCUGGUGACCACAGCUUCGUGCUUUCAAGGGCAGCCCAAAGCGGAGUGGGUCGCACGUCUCGGAACCGUGAGGCUUUCCAGCGCAUCGCCCUGGCAACAAGAGAGGCGCAUCGUUGGUAUGGUGAAGUCUCCAGUCGAGGGUAGCACGAUUGCUAUGGUGAAGCUAGACGAGCCAGUUGCUAUGAGCGACUUCGUCUCGCCGAUUUGCCUGCCCAUUGAAAAAUCUGGAAUAUCGUCCCUUAAUAUGUCGCAAUGUAACACAUUGGGAUGGGCGCGAAAUCGCGACCAGCUGCAACGAAUGCAAAUCACGGCGACCAAAAUGGAGAAUUGUGAAAACAUAAGCAUAGCGACCGUCAACAGCCUUUGCACCGACACCAUUUACGGCCAAAACGAUUGCAACGAAGAAGAGUUUGCCGGCACCUCCAUGAUUUGCCAGCUGGCUGACAGUGACAAGUGGUUUUUGGCGGGCGUUUCCAACUGGAGGAUCGCCUGUUCCAAUGCGGGGGUAGAUCGACCCAGACUGUACGACAAAGUUACGUCCAACGUAGAUUGGAUACAAGAGACUAUUAGUGCCAUUUCGUAAUUCUGUUACCCUCUGUUAACUAGUGUUCGUUUAACGAGAUAAGACUGUUCUAAUGUAAAUACUAUUAUUACAAUAUUUUAAUUGA